Messenger RNA from Cadophora gregata, 3602 nucleotides. It is a transcript of the gene DSK1, whose product is annotated as serine/threonine protein kinase, CMGC group, variant 2. Bases 1872 to 3590 code for a protein of 572 amino acids. Lineage: Eukaryota; Fungi; Ascomycota; Leotiomycetes; Helotiales; Ploettnerulaceae. The transcript is spliced from 3 exons. Gene Ontology annotation, biological process: spliceosomal complex assembly; regulation of mRNA processing; protein phosphorylation. The record is from RefSeq and is a predicted model, not a curated record. Gene Ontology annotation, molecular function: ATP binding; protein kinase activity.
AUCAAGGCUAAACUUUAUCGCAGAUCUAAAUUUUGUAGCUAAUCUCAAGGAUGCUUCCCGUAUGCAAUUUACUUAGGUAGAGACUUUGAGGAUAAAUUGUGUAAUUAAGGAUUUACAUCUGUAUUAAAAAGCAGUAAACGAUCUGUUUCCUUGGACGUCAAUACUAGGAUAGAUAGAAGUGCUGUCUCACUCACUCGUCUCCAUAUCUACCCCUCCAUACAGGUUUGCCCCUCAUCAUGUCCUGGAACAGUCUCAAGACUUCAACAACAUUUAAAUGACACCUACCAGCCCAACAACCAAUCUACCCCUUUUGGUAGUCUAGCGGCUAGAUAAAUAUCUGGCCAUCUAAUUCCGCCAUCCCGCGCGCCGGAUCUGCAGGCUUUCAUUCUACUCUCCCGAGUCUCGAGUCUCCUCCCCCUGUUCUAGACGAUUUUAGUCGCCGUGCCAGCGCCAACAGCCAAUUGCACGUUUCUCGUUAGACGUCUCCAGUCGUCGCCGUCACCUUUACAGUACAAAACAAGCCCGAUGCGACUCGCUACCAGCCCAUUGCAUCUGGCUAUCCUCUCCUCUCCUCUUCCGCGUCGCGAUUUCAGCUGCAGACCUUCUUGUAUAUUUUUCAUUUCGAGUGCUUAUCGAACUGCUGUCAGACAGCUGGUGGCGAGAAGCUUAGUCUAUCGUGUCUACAAAUACUUUCGGACUUUACGCUUUUGUAUCGAAGAAAGCGCCGCAGUAUUGCCAUCGCAGCCAGCCAGCGCCUAGUUCUUGAGUGCAGGUUCAGGUUAGGUUCCGCUCACCAUUCGCCUUGGUGAUUACGGCAUAUCUCCCCGACCUGGCCAAGCGUCUGGUCGAGUCGAUUUAGAUCAACAUCAGGAUUCUGUGCCCGAGUGCCUUUCAGUGCGCCAGAGCAAGGAAAGGAGAGGAAAGGUGAAAAGAAGAAGAAGAAGUUUUGUGUUGUCAGGUUCAAUUUGCAGUGGCAUAUCCAGUUCCAGUUCCAUUUCCUGAUCUGCCGCCAAUCCAAUCCCACGCCAUACCAGGAGAGUUGCGCCGGGGGGACCGAAUACUUUCCGCGCCCGCGCGUCAUAGGUAACCUUACGGUCUGGUCUGUAUUGGAGUCGAGAAACAGUGCAGUGCAGUGCAGCGCAGCGCAGCGCAGCGUAGACCAGACGGUAGCAGGUCGGAUAGCCUCAGCCCUCCCCAUCAAAGUCUCCUCCUUCCGCUGCGACAUUUAUCUAUCUGCCCUCACAUCUCGAGAUACCUGCCGCAACUAGGCCAGACCAGACCAGACCAGACCACACCAGACGUUCCUUCGCGCCUGGAGCAGCUGCAGCCCGCAAUACCCUCCCCCGAUUUUCAUAUUGACUCGCAUCAGAAGGAAAGGCAGUUCCCCCUCCAGCCGACAAACCCCCCCCAACCCAAACCCAAGGAAGGACCCCGCCUCGCCAAAACCAAACCAAACCAAACACCACGGGCACCGCACCGCACCGCACCUCAAGAUGAACGGAUCGUCGAUAAAAGAAGCCGCCAUUAAAAAGGCCAAAUCCGUCGCAAACUCUGCCAAUGGAGGAGGGAACCAAGUCAACAAGAAGCGCAAGAAGGAGCUGAAGCCCAUAAUUACGACAGAGGCUCAGCAGCACGAUGCUGAGGGAGGCCCGAUAGCCAUGGCAUCGAAUCAAGAGUCUGCAGGGUAAGUCACUCUUCGAUUCACCUCUUCUUUGACUUCUACACUACUUAUACCUACGACCCUGCCACCCUGCGACCCAGAUCUAUCAACCACCAUCUUCCAACGCCCUGCUGUGCUCUGCGCAAGCAUUUCCUCAGCAUCGUUGCCAUCAAGAUGACCCAGUUCAACAUUCUCCACAACCAUCUCCACAAUGUCGUCGCUGCUCAAAAACUUGCUAACCACAACCAAUAAUGGCAAUAGAUCCGCUGGCGCAUCGAACUCGAGCUCCAACUCCAAAUCAGCAGCCAUGAACAACAAUCGCUCGCCUUCCUCGUCGUCGCGGGAAGAAGCCGCCGAGACGACUGCCGACGAAGAAGAUUCCGAGGAUUACUGCAAGGGCGGCUAUCAUCCCGUCCAGGUCGGCGAGCAAUUCAAGGAUGGGAAAUACACCGUGGUUCGCAAGUUAGGCUGGGGGCACUUCUCGACCGUCUGGCUAUCAAGAGAUAAUGUUACUGGGAAGCAUGUGGCGUUGAAGGUGGUACGGUCUGCCGCGCAUUACACCGAAACGGCCAUAGACGAAAUCAAGCUGCUCAACAAGAUAGUCGCCGCCAAACCUGAUCACCCAGGACGGAAGCACGUCGUCAGUCUGCUAGACUCUUUUGAACACAAAGGACCUAAUGGCACACACGUCUGCAUGGUCUUUGAGGUUUUGGGUGAGAAUUUACUGGGCUUGAUUAAGCGGUGGAAUCAUCGUGGGAUCCCGAUGCCUUUGGUUAAGCAGAUCGCCAAGCAAGUUCUUCUCGGCCUGGAUUAUUUACACAGAGAGUGCGGCAUUAUACAUACAGAUUUGAAGCCGGAGAACGUGUUGAUUGAAAUUGGAGAUGUGGAACAGAUCGUCAAGACAUACGUCAAGGAGGAACCAAAGAAGGAGAAUAAGGAAGAGAACCCAAAUGGACGAAGAAGACGUCGGACACUUAUCACUGGCAGCCAGCCUUUACCAAGUCCAUUGAACGCUACAUUCAACCAUGCAGAUUUGAUGAGAUUUCCAGGUAGUUCUACCAAUUCUCAUACAAGUCUGAACCAGAUGAUGCACGAAGGUAAUCCAUCUCCCGUCAAGGACGCGAGCGUUGCCCCCGAUGAAGAGCCAGUCGUAAUGAGUGGUGCUAUAGGAGGUUCCAAAGACCCAUCCGCCCGGGCGAAGAGUGAAAAGGAGGACGAGGAAAAGCACAAGCAACGAGAGAAGACUGCUGACAUCCUCACCCGCGAAGUUUCUGGUAUUUCCCUGGAUAAAUCCUCAUCACAAGAGAAGAAGAAAGAAGAGCCGACUGGUUAUGAAAAGAUAUCGGUAAAGAUUGCAGAUUUGGGUAAUGCGUGUUGGACAGGACAUCACUUCACAAACGAUAUUCAAACAAGACAGUAUAGAUCACCGGAGGUAAUUUUGGGAUCGAAAUGGGGUGCCAGUACUGAUGUUUGGAGUAUGGCUGCUAUGGUUUUUGAGUUAAUCACAGGCGACUACCUUUUCGACCCACAAUCCGGCACUAAAUACGGCAAAGACGACGACCACAUCGCCCAAAUAAUCGAGCUCCUCGGCCCCUUCCCCAAAUCCCUCUGCAUGUCUGGCAAAUGGUCACAAGAGAUCUUCAACCGCAAAGGCGAGCUCCGCAACAUCCACCGCCUACGCCACUGGGCACUGCCCGACGUCCUCAAGGAGAAGUACCACUUCAAAGACGAGGAGGCCCGCAAGGUCGCUGAUUUCUUAACACCCAUGUUAGAGCUCACACCAGAGAAGAGAGCUAAUGCUGGUGGGAUGGCGGGCGCUGAGUGGUUGGAGGAUACGGUUGGUAUGAAGGGCGUUAGAAUUCCGGGACUGGAGGUUGGGAGUAGAGGGGAGGGGAUUGAGGGGUGGGCUUGUGAGGUUAAGAAGCGGUGAUUUGCGUGAUUG